Molecule: messenger RNA, 504 nt
Organism: Lycium barbarum (goji berry)
Lineage: Eukaryota; Viridiplantae; Streptophyta; Magnoliopsida; Solanales; Solanaceae
Exons: 2
Coding region: 1-504 (167 amino acids)
Source: RefSeq, a predicted model, not a curated record
AUGCGGUUUGGUAGAAAGGAAGAGCUUUGUCCUCGUUUUAUUAUCCCUUAUGAAAUUGUGAGAAGAAUUGGGAAGGUAGAUUACGGGUUGACAUUACCAUCCGAGAUGUCUAUGCUUCAUCCCGUGUUUUACAUUUCCCUGUUAAGGCAGUAUAAACCUAAUCCUUCUCAUAUCUUGACUCAUGAAGAGAUUAAAGUUAAGCAGGAGUUUUCUUAUGAAGAAGAACCUGUGCAAAUCUCAGAUCGUCAAGUUAGGAGGUUGAGAACUAAAGAUGUAGCUUUUGUUAAUGUCCUAUGGCAAAAUCAUAAUACUGGAGAAGAAACUUGGGAGGUAGAGGAGGAAAUGAAGAAGAUAUACACUCACUUAUUCCCUAUUUUAGUUUCAGAUGUUGCUAUCCGACAUAUUGCUCAGCCUACUAUGACUGUAGAAGAGCAAAAGAGGUGGGAUAAGUUUGAGAAGAUUAAGCCACCGCAGUAUGACGGACAUCCGUAUUAUGCCUUGUAA